AGUGCGCAUGUUGCACCUCACGUACCUCAGGCAUAGGACAUGAAGACGAAAAUAACUGUAAAGAAGGAUAAAUAAAAGUCAACUUUGAAGGCAUACAUUGAAGAUGGAUGAAGAGAGCCAGAGGGCAGGAGAACAGGAUGAAAUAGUCAGACCAGGGUGUGAAUCAGAUCCAGCACACAUCACAGAUGUUGCUGCACUAAAUAAGUCACAGUCAGAUGGCCAUUUAACACAUUUUUUGCAACCAAUAGAUUCAGACCAAAACAUUGAAGAAAUAGCUUCAGAAGGUCCCAGACAGAAACAGACUGAGGAUAUUUUAGAUGGUUUCAGCCAGGCUAGCACUGAACAAACCUUAUCUGAUACACAUCAGGUUGCUUCUACUGUUGGCAUUCAACAAAAUGCUGAUGAUGCACCAGUCAUUAGUAAUGCAACAUUAGUCUGUCCUGACUCCACUCAUUCAGCUGAUUCUGAUUCUAGCUCGCCUAGUGUUCUGGCAGAUAAACAUUCAAACACAGAAGAGUGUCAGAUACACCCUUUUCAGCCACCAUCAGAACUAGUUGGGCCUGUAGAUAGUGCAUUAUCACUUGUUGGCAAUGACCGAGAAGACGCUAUCAGCCAAAGUAUCGAGCAUGUGACAGGUUUUGUUACAUUCAAAUCUACAGAUUCAAUUAGAAGUAAUAACCCAGUCUUGUCAAAGGCAGCUGUUAGCCAACACUUGUGUGAUCUUAAUAAUGCUCAUAGUGUUGAAGACUCAGUUCAUGAAACUAAUAAUAUUGCUGAGGACAGAGUUCUUGAAAUCAUAUAUACAACACCAUCAAAGUCAGAUUGUUCUUCAGACAUGCCUUCACCAUCAGACAAUUCCGUAGAAAGUUUUUCAGAUUGUACCCAACUGGACCAGGAUUCAGACUUUCAGCCAAUUAUUUUAGAUGUACGUGGAGCUUGUCCAGAUGAUGCAGAAAGUCUGAUGGAAGAUUCUAUCACAGAAGAGAGUCAGACAGCUGACAUAGAGGUUGGUAACACUAUAGAGAGUCAGACAGCUGACAUAGAGGUUGGUAACACUAUAGAGAGUCAGACAGCUGACAUAGAGGUUGGUAACACUAUAGAGAGUCAGGUUUCCAACACUAGGACUGCCACUAAAAUGUUGAAAGACAUCAUCCAUCAGGUGAAGUUGACAGAUUUGAACAAGAAAGAUUCAGACCAACUUGAUGCCAGACCAAGUCUUCAAUCACCUAAAGCCAAUAAUUUGAGUACUUUAUUAACUUUGGCUAAAAAAUCAGCUGAAACAGAUGCAAAAAAAAGUCUGAUACCAGCUCCUAAACAAAUUUCUCCAAAACCGCCAGCUCAUGUUGUAAUCACCGACCAAGUUUCACCAUUGGCUGACCAUUUGCCAGCUACAAGUGUGGAGAGCACCCCACUGACCGGCAGCCUGUCUCUGGCUGUAAGUGACUCUGCCCCAAUGACCAGCUCUGUUAACAACUACUGUCUUAUAGUGCCUGGCAAGCAAUCAGCCCCACACAAAAAUAUUGCCUUACUAAUACCACAGAUGGACCUUGUUAACUUUACUAAUGGCAAGCAAGUGGCUAGUCAGAGUUCAAAACCAUCACAGAAUAAAAGACAGAAAAAACAUGUGUGUUGUUUUCACAAAGUGCCUGUAGUGAAAACAUACAUUUCUGCUUUUUCUGAUAGAAUAACUCAGAUGAUAGCAAGCACUUUGGAUAAGUUUCAGAUCAAGACCAAAGACUUGAAGAGCAGUCAAAUCCUGGAUGUUCCCCCCAGCUGGGAGCUGGAGCAGCACAAACAUCCUGACUUGACCUGCUACUGUUCUGUCUGUGGGGAGGGCUUCUAUCAACCUGCUGGCCUCAACUUACACCUGGCACGCAACAUAUUCCAUAUUCAAUAUCAAUGCCCUCCCUGCAAAACUUUUCUAAGUUUCUACAACAAAUGUUCCCUCUGGAUGCAUGUACGAAAUGUCCACCAAGAAACUGCUAUCAGGUAUGAGAAGAUUACACUUUUCAAGCCAACCAGUUUUGUCAAUGAACCUGAUAUUCCACAUUUUUUCACCAACUGUCUUGCUGCUGAAAGCACCGCAGCUCUUGCUGCUGAAAGCACCGCACCUCUUGCUGCUGAAAGCACCGCACCUCUUGCCUCUCCUCCAGUAAUCAAUCCAACAAGCCAAGUUGUGAGCACCCAGGACUACCAGCGCGCUUCUCUCACUGUAGGCAUCUGUGGCAAUCACGCUCUCAAGCACAGUGAAAAAAGAAGCUUCUCUUGCUGCUCAGUGUGCCAGCAAAUAUUUGCGUCUUCAGUGGACGGCAAGACAGCCCAGUUGUCAUCAGACAUGACCCUCUGCUGUACCACCUGUGGCAUGAAUCUGCCUAGUCUCUGUGCCUUUAAAGCUCACAGGAAGAUUCAUUUAAAAACGGAAACUGUCAUUUGUCCUGAGUGUGGGGAGAUGAAGUUCAAAAGUGAUGACCCCAGCCAGGAUGGGAAGAAAGCUGCCUUUGACCAUUUGGAUGCUUGCAAACACUUCAACAGAGUUGUCGUCAUUUCUUGUUUGUGUGGGGAAGAAUUUCUUUAUGCGAAACAGUUAGCCCAGCACUUUGUGGAUAUACACUUGAAAACUUUGUACAAGUGCAAAUAUUGUGUUCUAGCCUUCACCCAGAGUGAGCACCUACAGGCACACAUUGAAGCUUUUCAUAAAAGCAUUCUCCACUUUGACUUUAUUGAAAUAUCAAUACUGUGCUCAUUUUGUCAACAGAUUUUCAGAACUAUUCAUGAAGUUAAAACACAUGUAGAAGGCCACAUCUUAAAGGUCAAAUGCAAAGGGAUCUUUAAAUGGAAAUGUUUCUUGUGCUCAAAAGUGUUUAAAAAGAAAGAAAACUUGAUUCACCAUUCAGAUAAAGAGCACCCACACAAGCCUAAGAGGUGUACCAACUGUUACAGUUUAUUCUGUAGUAGAAAAAAUCUGGUGGACCACAUUAUGCUGAAGAAAUGUGCCAAAUCAACACAGUUAAUUUUUCACCAGUGUGUUGACAUUGAUCCCUAUAUUGAUAUUAAAGACGUCAACUACUCCAAGCUAUUUACACUGAUGAGGAAAGCCCCAGCCCCCACUGGUGAAAAAUCUCCAGCCUCCAGUUCUGGUAAAUCCCCAGCCUCCACUGCUGGUAAAUCCCCAGCCCCCACUGCUGGUAAAGCCCCAGCCCCCAGUACUGGUAAAUCCCCAGCCCCCAGUACUGGUAAAUCCCCAGCCCCCACUGCUGGUAAAUCCCCAGCCCCCAUUUCUGGUAAAGCCCCAGCCCCCAUUUCUGGUAAAGCCCCACUCCCCAGAGUUGGUAAAUCCCCACAAGUUGUGUCUAAAACUUCCACUCAGACCGCCCCCUCAUCUGGUAGAAUGUUGAUUAAAAUAGCCCCUAAAGUGAAGCCAUCAAGUUCAGGAGAUGCACCAGGAUCUGUAGAGCAGCAGAGCAGGUCUGAGCAGCUUGAAGCUCCAGCUGCAGUAAUAAACCAGUGCCACUCUUGUAAGAUACUGCUGCUGGGCACACGCCACCAUCUAGUUCACAUGAAGAAACAUGAAGCCAAGGGGGAAGCCACCAAUCUUGCUGCUACAACAUGUGUUAUUUGUCAACAGCUAGUAGAUAACUCUGCUCUGAUCAAUCACUUAAAAAAUCACCAAAGCCAAGGAAAGAUUAUCUGCUGCAGAUGUCAGAGGACAGAUUUUCCCUCAAUGGCAGAGGCUGUAAAACAUGCUGAGCAUUUCUGUGGAUACCGGCUAGUGUUGAGUUCAGACCCAGAAGACAUCAUGCUGAUGACAAACAGAGCCAAGACAGAUACACCUCACGCUGCUGACAGCAGUGCCAUUAAAGAUGCUGAUAAGAGCAGUUUCAAUAAAGAUGCUGAUAAGAGCAGUGCCAAUAAAGAAGUUGAUAACAGUAGUGCCAAUAAAGAAGUUGAUAACAGUAGUGUUAGUGAAGAAGCUGAUACAUCUAUAGAAGAACAAGCUGCUGAAGAAAGUGAAAUAGAAGCAGAUAUAAGCCCAGCCCAGAAUUCUCUGUUCCCUUGUCUUCUGUGUGGAUUAGCGUUUGAGAGCUUGUCAAGCCGGGAGGAUCACAUCAGCAGGUCUCACGAUGGCACCAAGAUGGUCUAUCGCUGCCUCAAGUGCAAGAGGAAAGAUAACCCAAAGCAGUUUAGUAAAAAGGAAAGUGUGGCUCGGCACAUCAUUAAGAAACACAGAAUUGUAGGCAGAGCAGACGUGGAGAAGUUUAUUGGAGGAGAAGAGCAUAAUGCCAGCAGUGGCCAGAAGUUACCUGAAGCAGAGGCUUCAAGUCUAGAAACUUGUGAUGCCACUCCCCCCAAAAGGCUGCGUAUUGCAGAAAAAGGAGACUUCCUAUGUGGCAAAUGUGGGCUGACUUGCUGCGAGUAUGAAGAGUUCUCCACCCACAUCCUGACACACAAUGGCAACAAGGAGCCCCAGUGCCCAGAGUGUGGGCUGUGUUUUACUGUUGUGCCUGCCUUGAUGAAGCACCUGAGGGUGGUACACAAAAUUAAAGCUGUUGAGGAGUUUUUAAAGUCUAAAUGUAUUCUUAUUCCCGACCUGGCUGAAGACGAGGGCCUGGAGGAUGAAAUAUUCCCCCAGCCUAAAGUCAAGCUGGUCAAGUUUGUUAAUUGUAUCCCCGUAGUGCGCAGGAUAUCCACCAAUCCUCUGGAGUGUACUGUCUGCUACAAAGUUUUUGAUACAGAGACUGAUUUAAAGACGCACAUGAGAAACCAUGGCAUGGCGUUUAUUAAAUCUAAAAGGCAUAAGCCGUAAUUUGUUUGAUUGAGAAAUUGUCUAUUUUGCAAUAAUCUGAACUAAUGCACAUUUUUAUUUACCCCAUAUGUACUUUCUUUAACCAAGAAUAUUUCUGCUGUUUAAACAUUUGCUAAUGUCUGACAGAAUGCACCACACUUUUUAUAAUAUUGAUUCAAAAUUCUUCACAUAACUACUUCACUUAUGUGUUGCAAUUUUUUUGUUACUUUAUUUUAAAAUUAUUUGUUAGCAUCUUACAUUCUUCCCAAGGCUUGAUUUUGUUUUUAUUUUGUUUGAUAGAUUUGUUGUAUUAUUUGCAGUUAUAGAUACUGUCAUAUGAUUGUAAAGAGAGGUUAGCUGUGUAAUGUUUAAUUUGUUUUGUUUACAUUCCAGAAUGUAGCCAACAAACUAUAGAAACAUCAGCUGUCUAAUGUUUUGUUUACAUUCCAGAAUGUAGCCAACAAACUAUAGAAACAUCAGCUGUCUAAUGUUUUGUUUACAUUCCAGAAUGUAGCCAACAAACUAUAGAAACAUCAGCUGUCUAAUGUUUUGUUUACAUUCCAGAAUGUAGCCAACAAACUAUAGAAACAUCAGCUGUCUAAUGUUUUGUUUACAUUCCAGAAUGUAGCCAACAAAACACAAACUAUAGAAACAUCAGCUGUCUAAUGUUUUGUUUACAUUCCAGAAUGUAGCCAACAAACUAUAGAAACAUCAGCUGUCUAAUGUUUUGUUUACAUUCCAGAAUGUAGCCAACAAACUAUAGAAACAUCAGCUGUCUAAUGUUUUGUUUACAUUCCAGAAUGUAGCCAACAAACUAUAGAAACAUCAGCUGUCUAAUGUUUUGUUUACAUUCCAGAAUGUAGCCAACAAAACACAAACUAUAGAAACAUCAGCUGUCUAAUGUUUUGUUUACAUUCCAGAAUGUAGCCAACAAAACACAAACUAUAGAAACAUCAGCUGUCUAAUGUUUUGUUUACAUUCCAGAAUGUAGCCAACAAAACACAAACUAUAGAAACAUCAGCUGUCUAAUGUUUUGUUUACAUUCCAGAAUGUAGCCAACAAAACACAAACUAUAGAAACAUCAGCUGUCUAAUGUUUUGUUUACAUUCCAGAAUGUAGCCAACAAAACACAAACUAUAGAAACAUCAGCUGUCUAAUGUUUUGUUUACAUUCCAGAAUGUAGCCAACAAAACACAAACUAUAGAAACAUCAGCUGUCUAAUGUUUUGUUUACAUUCCAGAAUGAGAGAAUGUAGGAGGAUUCAGAUUUUGAAAUAGUUUGACUACACAGGCCCAAGUGUUUUGGUAACAAACACUAAAGCAUCUUUAAAAAAAAAUGUUUUAGAAUGAAGAUGGGAUCACAAUGAACUGUGCAUCUUUCGAACUAAGCAAGAGGAAUGAUUAAUCUGGCAUGUUUUUUACAGUGAGUUGAAAUCCAAGUCAGUCUCAAAAUAGUUAGAUGUUUUCUAAAACAAAGCAGGGCCAUUUUCUUGUGAUAAAAUUUUGUUACUCAAACAUUCUGAGUGCAGUAAAGUCUUCAGUUUGUUAUUAGUUUUAAGCGAUUUCCCAACAUUUCAAUACACUAAUAUCACUGAUAGUUUAUUACUUGUAAAAAAGUUUUCAGUUUUGUAUUUUUUUGCCUCCACAUAUCCUGAAAGCCUUAAAAUACAGCCACAACUUUUUGAACUUGUUUGUUCUUGCUGCUGUCCAGUUGUUACUUAUGGGCUCUGUUAUGUAGUUCCUACUACACUAGACUUCAGGAAAUAAAAGAAGAAACUUGAUGAUCUCGCUUUUAUUUUAAUAGUUUGUCAUAUAAUAACUGGGUAGUGUCAGUGUUCCUGCAAGACCAUGAGAGUCACACUGACUUCAUGAAUCAAUGUUUCACAAACAGAACAUUUUAUUGAAGUUUCUUCAUCAGUUCAAUCACUUUUAAAAUAUGAGGUGCUAAGCAUUACUUUAGAUGCAUCUAUCCACACUGACCCAUGGAUUACUAGUGAUCCAAGCUAUCUAUCCACAUUUGAGCU
Messenger RNA from Physella acuta, 6806 nucleotides. Its product is annotated as zinc finger protein 687a. The record is from RefSeq and is a predicted model, not a curated record. NCBI's taxonomy places the organism in Eukaryota, Metazoa, Mollusca, Gastropoda, Physidae.